UUAACCACCUCCCGUCCGGCUGUUGUAUAUAAACGGUCGGACGGUGGCAGUGCAGGGUCGGGUGGCUGUUUAUAAAUGGCCUCCCCGCCCCCUGCUUGUGCGCACUCCCUCGGAGCGCGCAGUACCGCGAUCUGGUGCCCGCUGUGUCCUCUGGAUCGGUGUUCCACUGUGUCAUCGGACGGGACCUCUGUACGAGGUCCCGAUCAUGUGAUCACUGAUUGGCCAAUGACACUUGUGACAUCAUUGCUUACUACGUGUGAAAUCUGUGAAUGAUCACCCAUUGAGAAAUACUGUGAGAGCUCUGAUUGGUCACAGCUUGUCACAUGGUACAAGGCUUUUGUGAAUAGCCUUGUAUCAUGUGACCUCUGUGAUCAUUCACAGAUUUCACAAGUA
Messenger RNA from Staurois parvus, 393 nucleotides. Lineage: Eukaryota; Metazoa; Chordata; Amphibia; Anura; Ranidae. The record is from the annotation of a GenBank genome assembly.